Molecule: messenger RNA, 1180 nt
Organism: Phragmites australis (common reed)
Lineage: Eukaryota; Viridiplantae; Streptophyta; Magnoliopsida; Poales; Poaceae
Exons: 1
Coding region: 200-991 (263 amino acids)
Source: RefSeq, a predicted model, not a curated record
UUUUAGAGGUUUGUCAAGGUUUAGUUUGAGUAAACAAAUUAAGAAACAGACAUAUUUUCAUAAUAAAUGGGCAGUUCGGCAUGGCCGGUGGCGCUGCGCCGGCUGGUCCAACCUCCGUCUCCAUCCAUGGAGGAUCCAGCAGCAGCAGCAGCAGGAGCACCGCCCUUGUCGUCAACCAUGGCGCCUGUGCCAGCAAUCAAUGAGCUCCCCAACCUCCCCUCUCCCUCCGCUCCGCCGCAUUAACUCCCCUCCCGAUUUCAUCUCGUUUGCACCGCACGCGUCGUCUCUCAUAGCAAAAGCAUCGACCCAGCAGCUGAACCAACCAAUCGCAAUGGCCUCCUCCGCCCACGGCAACGGCAGCGGCAGCCUCCCCACCCACACCGCCGCCUGCAAGCCCCCACCGGCGCAUAGCCCCCGCCGCCGCCGCCUCUGCGUGUGCACCCUCGUGACCCUGGCCGUCCUGCUCGCCCUCGCCGUCACCCUGCUCGUCCUCUUCCUCACCGUCCUCCGCGUGCGCGACCCCACCACGCGCCUCGUCUCCACCCGCCUCGCCGGCGUCGCCCCGCGCCUCACCUUCCCCGGCUUCUCCCUCCAGCUCAACGUCACCCUGCUCCUCACCGUCGCCGUGCACAACCCCAACCCGGCCUCCUUCUCCUACCCCUCCGGGGGCCACACCGAGCUCACGUACCGGGGCGCCAAGGUCGGGGAGGCGGAGGUGGACCCGGGCCGCGUCCCGAGCAAGGGCGACGGGGAGGUGCGGCUGGCGCUGACGCUGCAGGCGGACCGGCUGGCGGCCGACGUGGCGCAGCUGGUGGCGGACGUGGAGAGCGGGUCCGUGCCCAUGGAGGCCAGCACCAGGAUCCCCGGGAGGGUCGCCAUCUUGGGCCUGUUCAAGCGCCACGCUGUGGCCUACUCCGACUGCCGCUUCGUCAUCGGCGUGGCGGAGAUGCGGGUGCGCAGCCAGGAGUGCCACCACCGCACCAAGCUCUGAUCGGCUGCAGCCUGUCGUCGGCAUUCUUCUUCCUUUGAUGCGUUACAGAUUCUUCCUUGUUAGUAGAUUCUAGUCCUUAUAUACUGUAUGAUGAUCAUGACACAUAAAUAGUCCCUUUUUUUUGCCCUUUUUAUGCUUGUACAUCACCAACUCAUUUUACUAUUACAGAAAACGUGAAAUUUCACAGUA